This is a messenger RNA of Linum trigynum, 2653 nucleotides long. The record is from the annotation of a GenBank genome assembly. NCBI's taxonomy places the organism in Eukaryota, Viridiplantae, Streptophyta, Magnoliopsida, Malpighiales, Linaceae.
UCAUGAUAUGUUGAAGGCCCUCGUCUUGAGAUCUGGAAUGGACAUGGUAAAAGGGGGGACAAGUAACAAGACGACAGUUCCAAGAAAGAAAGCAGGCGGUGAAGAGGAAACUUGCAGAUUAUCCCAAGUUCAAGGACACGUCAGUCACGUCCGAAGAAGAAGGGGAGCAGUUCUUUUUUGAAGUUACUCUCGGACUGUUUUUUAUGACGGUUACAUCUUCAAGGCUAUAAAUAGGAGGAGGAGUUGACAGAGAAGAGGUUGGCACACUAGGUGGGACACUUGUGGUCGAUUCGAUGGCUCCGAGACGGAGGAAUCAAAAAGGUGAUGUUCCGGCUGCUUUGAUGGAGGAGCAGGUGGCCAAAAUCAACAUGGCCAAGCAUCAGAGGCGGUGACCAGAGGGAAUGGUGGAGCGGAGAUCUUGGUGGCUACCAUGCCUAGUGGAGAUCUCGGUGAAGUAGUGGGGGCCCUUCGUUAAAUGAUGGAGGAGAACCGCAAGAUGGUGGUAGAGAACCGUCAAGCCACAGAGGAGAACCGCCAAAUGAUGAUGGAGGAGGCGAGGGCUGGUACUCAUUUGGAUACCAUUGAAAAGGGACGUAUCAAGUUCCCUGAAACAAAGAAGGAUGUCAUGUUGGUGGACACUAAUUUGUUCCCCAACGCCGCCUCGAAGGAGCCCCAAGCAGGCCAGCAAGGCCGCAAUGAUGACUGAGGAAGUUGAGAAUUUGUACGCCCCAUGCAAGAAGGGUCUCAAACUCGAUGAGGAGAAGCCGAGUCCAUCCAUUCACCAAAGAAUUGGUUUUCCUAACAAGCCAAGGUAUUCGUCGUAUGGGAGACACGUGGAAGGAGUGAGGCAGCCAGCUUGGGGCGACCAAGGCAAUGGGUGGCCCAUUCCCCUUUCCAAAAGAAAAGAACAUUCCAGAUGCCAAAUGUUCGACAGGGUAGAUGGCAUAUGUAUGAUGCUCGUCGUCAACAACCAGUAGCAGUGGCUGAGAUGACAAUGACCCAAAGAAGAAGGUUCCUUCGCAAGAAUGCUCAAGCACGUCAAGGCCAAUUACCAGUGGCUCGUGGAAACAUAAUGGGUGUGACACAAUGGAGGAGAGAAGAUAUUCUUCAAUAAAAUCUCAAGGUGGAAAACUCCAUGACCACAAGGCUCAAAGUGAGCGGACUGACAAAGGCAAGCAGGUCCAAGUUCGGAGUGAAGUCAAAGGCCAAGAGGGGGUUGAAGACGAUUCCGAAGAAGAAGAAGACGAGUAUGAGGGUGGUCUACAUGACCAUGUCGAUGAUGAUAUGCUUGAAGGUGAUCUUCCCAACUUCUAUUUCAGUAGGAGGCAAGCAAGACGGAGGAAACCUUAUGGUCGUCUUCAUAUGCCAAGUAAGGCGGUCAAGACAGAGGAGCAUGUGACACCAUGUAAGGCCACCAAGACUAGACAUGCUGACCAUGUACCACCCAUUAGUAAGCUAGAAAAUUCAAAGUUAAUGUACGAAGAAUCAUCUAUCAUGAAGGAAAAGAGUAAUGUGGUCUAUGAAUUGCUUGCUUGUUUUGACCCAUGCACUUGGAAUGGGUGUACAACUUUGGUGCAUGGAUUGUUGCCAAAGGAUAUGGAGAACAGUGACGUUUGUCACUCCUUGCCAUAUAAAAUAAAUAAAUAUAUAUAAUGUAGUUAUUAUAUAUUUAUAUAUAAAAAAUUGUAUCCAACCAUGGCUAAAAAGAGAAAGAGAGAAAAAAUAAAGUUGGAGUGUUAAAACCAAAGUUUGGCUGAGGAAGUCUACGGAGAUGGGCCAGCUUGUUAGAUUGAGUGGUAUGUUGUCAAACUAAUUAGUCCAUAAUUUUCAUUCACUAAGUAGUUGGGAGCAUCUGUUUACACCUAAAAAAAUACUAUUGUACCACAUUGAUUACUUACAAGGCAUUAAUUGUCUUUAUAAGACCAGAUCAAUAGUAACUAUUAAUGUUAUUUAAGCUGGACCUUAUGGUACUAGAUUUUUUAGCCCAAACCACUAUGUCUCCGAGAAGGUGCUAAUCUCGUCACGAGUCUACUAGUUCAGACUCGUCAUGAGUUGGGUAGCCCAAGGUGGUCGCGAGAUCUAGACCACGUUGGAGUCAAGUCCAAUAGACCAAGGUGGUCACGAGAUCUAGACCACGUUGCCGCCAAGUCUAGUAAAUCAAGGUGUCGCGAGAUCUAGAACAUGUUGGCGUUAAGUCUAAUAGACCAAUUUAGUCGCGAGAUCUAGACCACAUCGUGAGAUCUAGACACCAUGUCAGUCGUGUGAUGUAGAAUGCCCUCGUAUUGAGAUCUUGAAUGGCCAUGGUAAAAGGGGGGCAAUUAACAAGACAUCAGUACCAAGAGAGAAAGCAGGCGUUUAACAGUUCGACUGCUGAUCAUCCCAAGUUCAAAGACACGUUAGCCACGUCUGAGGAAGAAGGGGAGCAGUUCUUUUUGGAAGUUACUCUCAAACGAUUUUAUAUGACGGUAACCACUUUAAGGCUAUAAAUAGGAGGAACAGUUGACAGAGAAGAGGUUGGCCAAAUUCACACCAUACAACUCAAUGUCAACAUUAAUCUUUUUAUCUUUCCUUUGCAACUUUUAGCAAUAGUCGCAGAUCUAGAGCUCUCACUGAACCUCCAUAGGAGUAGGAGUAAUUAAGUAGAUUUGUCCGU